Caenorhabditis auriculariae is the source of this 9830-nucleotide messenger RNA. Lineage: Eukaryota; Metazoa; Nematoda; Chromadorea; Rhabditida; Rhabditidae. The record is from the annotation of a GenBank genome assembly.
AUGACCCCCCCCACUAAGUCAGCUUUUCAUAAAAUAAUUGGUUUUUUUGAAAAAUUUUGAAAAGAAAGCGGUUCGGUUUGAAGACGGCACAAAAAAUCUGAAGAUCAAGAAGAAGUGGAAAUUUUUGAGACGGAAAAUAUUUUCGUAACUUCCAUCAAGUCCUCAAAAAAGGGCAAAUUUUGAGAAUUUUACAUCCCUUGGCUGAUUUUCCAUCUGAACCACCUUGAUCUGAGUAGUAAUAACUUCUCAAAGUUGGUAUGAAUUAACUAAACUUUAAAAUUGCAAAAAGAAAGUUUUUCGGCGUCAUAACUCGCUUAAAAAGCAAGAGGAACAGUUUUUUCUUCGACUGAUUUAAAAUUUCGGUUUUCAAAAAUACUUCUUUUCAUAACAGUUUCAAGUUGUGUCUUUUUUGCCAACGCCUUUUUGAAUCAAACGAUAUUCCACCGCCUUUCUCCAAUCUGACGUCAUCAAAAGAAGCCGCUCACGGUUCGGAAUUCCAAGACAAAUAGAGGGAAAUCCAGCCGGCUGGUAGUUUUUGACCCAACUUCGGCGUCUACCCAACACACACGCACACACAAACACAAAGGGGCUGCGGCGGGGAGAGAUGGGGGCGGGGCGUGGCCGGCGUCGCUGAUUGGCCGACGGGUCGAACCGCUGCCGCCGCUGCACAUAAAUCGAUCGAAACGCUCUGGCCACUCUCCGCCGUGAGGUUGCCUCGUUCCUUAUCGUCCUACUGCGGUUUCCCCUAACAUUUUUGUCCGAACGGUCCAAUAAAACUUGAUUCAUUUCACCUCCUUACACUGAUUUUUGCAUUGAUCUUAACUUCAUCCAAAAUUUUUUUAUUUUCAAAUUUUUCUGUUAAACUUUGACCUCAAAAUGCUUCUACAAGGCUUUAAAAAUAACCCCAUCAAAGGAUCAAGCUCAAAAAGUUCAAAAAUAGCCUCGGCGCGCAUUUUUCUUACGCUCCUGGCACGAUGCCAAUGUUUGCCCAUUUCAUUUUUUUUCCGAAUUCAAACUGAAACUCUUCGAAAAAGUGAUAUUUUUCACGAAAAACAACUUAUUUUUGAAUUUACGACUUUCAGAUCAUUUUUUACCCAAAUUUUUCAUUGAUUCUUAUCUUUUUUUCUUCAGAAAUUGAACUUUUUUGCUGAUUUCGCUCAUUUAUAUGGAAGUUUUCGACAGGAAAACGACAUAUUUUCAAUUUUACAUUACAAUUUAGUGAAUUCUACAUUUUUUCCAUCUAAGAAAUCUUUUUCUCUUCUCUUAUCGUGUUUUUUUAUCAGUUUCUUAUCUUAGUUUUUCUUAUUGGCUCCUUGAAAUUUUUUUCAUUUUUAUAUUUUUUUUUGUAAGCAUUUUUUUCAAGCAAUUAUAUUGACUUCUUCUAAAACUCAACAUAUUUUUCCAUUUUACAGAAAUUAAAAUUAACUGUCAUUUUUGUCAAAAACGUUCUUGUCACGGAUUUUUUAUCGAAAGAUGGCUUAUCUUUGCCAAGAAAAAAACGUGGCGAAGAAGAAUAAUCGCUCACUGAGAAGCGGGUUUUCGAAUGAUUGAUCGUUUCUGAAAAAAGAUUGGAUUACAAUUGAAUUUCCAACCUUGAAGUUAUGGGAAAAAUGACGUAAUUUUUGUAAAAAAAUUAUUGCUUUCAAUUUAUUCACAAGCAGAAUCACAUAUAAACUUUGAAUAUGUUGAUCAAUAUAAGCAAAAUAAACAUAUAAAACAAGAAAACGAUUUUUUUGAUUUGAAUUCAAAUUUUACCGCGGUAUGUGAUUUUUGUGCGGGAGGCAAUGCACAGGAUAAAUUCAAAUCCGACGACAUUUUCGGGAAUUUUUAUUAUUUUAGUUUGUUUUCUCAUUUCUUUCAUUAUUUAUAUUCAGUUAAAUACUUCCCUAUCAGUUUUUUUGUCACAAAUUUCCAUUAAAGUUUUUUUGUUUUUUUGUGAAUUAAAUUAUUCCACUUCCGGUGAAAAAAAUUUUUCUUUUUUUAAAAUUUUUUUCUUCUCAUUGCGACUUUUUCUUGUCCCCAAUUAUUUUUAAUUAUUCCAGAAAUGAGCACAAAUCAGCCCCCCGAAACCACCGCAGCCCAUACCGCUUUACCUGUUGCACGAUGCUUCCGUGCCUGUACUGAAUGUUCCAGGGGUAUGUUCAAGUUUUUCGCUUAAGUACGAUUUUUUUCUGGGUACCUGCCAUUAAUAUUCAAAUUUACCAUAGUCGUUUUGAUAAAUUUAGUCCUUUGGAUUUAUGAAAAAAAUCGUUAUUUUAUUGAUUUAACAUCGGGAAAAAAAUUACCUUUCUAUUGAGAACAUUGUUUUUUAAAUCAAAAAUCUUGUAUCCAUGGUCCGCAAAAAGUCGUCAGAGUGAAGAGUAAAAUUUUUUUGACUUUUUUUCGAAAUCUUUUUUUCGUCAUAAGUUUCUUUUUUUGUUUAGAAUUUUUUUAUUAGAGGCGCAUGACCAAUUUUUGCUUUUUUUCAAAAAAAUGAGCACUUUUUUUGGACAAAAUGGAACUUUUUGCGUGAUCGGAAUGCAUUUUUUUGUCGUUAAAAAAAUUGUUCUGAGACAUUAAAAAUAGAAAAAAAUAAGCGAAAACGAUGACUAACGGGCCGAGUUUACCCACAGUUGAUUCAUCAAGCGACGCCACCCAAAAAAAUCACAUUUUUAUUUUUUUAUUAUAUUCUGGCUUUUUCAGGGUCAAGGGCAAGUCCGACUUCAAAAAUGCGGUCGAUUUUUACUCCAACCUGGCGCCCUGAACAUGGGGCCACAAAAAGGUUUCAAGAAAUCAUCGGAAAAAAACCCCUGAAAAUCUGUGAUUUCAGGACCUCCGACUCAGUUGAAUGGACUAUUCAUGGCCGACAAUGAGUCGACGACUUUCGAGAACAGAAGUUCGCCCAUGUACCUGGAACUGGCCCCGCAACCGCAGGCACUUCUACCCCUGCCAUAUGACGUAAAGAUAUUUUGUUUUUAUCUGUUCAAAUCCCAAAAAUACAAAAAAGUUAUGAGUCAUAAUAACUUGGGUGGUCACUAGAAGGGCUAGGGAAAAAAGGCACCUAUAGGGGAAAAAAUAGUGCUCCCUAGAGGGCUAAAAUUGAUGGUAUCUUUAAGAUUGUAUAGUCUGACCCUUAAGCCUCUAAAGCUUGAGUGGUCACUAUAGGGAUUAGGGCGGAAACUAUGGGGGACAAAAUAGUGCUCCCUAGAGGGGUAAAUUUUAAGUGAUUCGGCCCCUGUCGGGGACCAAAAAGUGCCCCUUACUGGGGUAAAAUUCAGACGGUUCCUAUAGGGGUUUAGGGUCUGACCCCAUAAGCUUCUAAAGCUUGAGUGGUCUCUAAAGGGUUUGAGGGAAAAACAGACCCUAUAGGGGACAAAAUAGUGCUCCCUAGAGGGCUAAAAUUGAGAUGGUCCUUAUAGAGUUUAGGAGGAAAAAAGGACCUUGUCGUGGACGGAUAAGUGGUCCCUAAAGGGGUAAAAUUUAGACGGUUCCUAAAGGAAUUUAGGAUCUGACACCUGAGCCCCUGAUGCUCAAGCUUCUUGUAUAAUUCUCAAUUUGAAAAAUGAGAUCUAUCGAGUUUUUCACAUGGAAAUGCGUCUUCUCUUGGACAAUAGUCAGCUCCCCUGGAGUGACCACUUUUGCAAGCUCUAGUGCCCCCUAAAGAGGGUAAAGAGAGAAAAGAACCUUUAAGCGCCCCUGGGUUUGCCUAUCUAGGGAUUAUUUUGACGUUUCUAAAAAAAAAAAAUUGAUAUCAGAGCUGCCAACGGGGCGACGUAUACCGGAAAGUUCAAAAUGAGUGAAAACUCAGAAAAAGUUCAUUUUUGAAAAUUUUGCGCGUCGGGUCCUCCCAGGGCGGUCCGAAAACUGAUCUGUAGAAAAGGCUGGAGAAAAAAAAGGCGGUGCCAAGCCUCAUUUUGAAUUAAUUUUUCGCUUUUUUAAAAAAUAGUUUUCACCGUGUCAGCUUAGAUCAAUGAGUUUUUGUGGAAAUCUGGAUUUUAUAAAGAUCCAGGAAUUUUAUAAAUAAAUUUAUUUUUUGAUUGAAACCAUAAGAUACAAAGGAAAAUGUUCCUAUUUUGCUGCCUUUUUGCGCCAUUUCCUCGGCUCUUAUGCACCAUUUUUGCUGCCUCUCCUUUUUUCCACCAUUUCUCGAGCCUUUAAAAUCCCAGAAGAAAUGGAAGGCUCGAUAAAGGGACUCUUAUUGCUGCCUUUUUGCUGCCUUUCUGCGACCUUUUUUGAGCCUUUUAGCGGCCAUUAUCCAACAUCCCGACUUUGCCUGAGUGGAUUAAACCAUUUAAAGAAAAUAAAAAUUUUUUUGUAUAAUGUUGAUGAUCAAAUUUUGAUUGUUUCCAGUUGAAAGUCGAAGUUGAAGAGAAAAAAUGCGACUCGACGGUCAGCGAAUCUUCGACGCCGCCCGUGCUUCGACGAGGUAUAAAUUAUCGAGAAAUGCCAAUCGCCUUUCCAGUUUGAUAAUUCUUUUUUAUCCUCCCAGGCGACGAAGUCACCCCGGAUCCGCCGACGCCAGUGCCGGUCCGGAACUCGUUUCUCUCGGAAAUCCACAGGAAAUUCAUCCGAGAGGCACGGUCGGUCGCCUACAUCUCCAAGGAGCCGAUAGUUCAUCACAUCGACGGCAUGGACAUUGAGGUCUUUUUUAGCGAAGCUACAGAACAUACGUCGGCUGGAUCCCACCCCGGAGUGUGGCCUCACCCCCUCUCUGAAAAGGGCGGUCUAUCUCAGUACAUUUUUCAAAUCGCGCGCGCAAAAGACCGGGGGUGAAUAUCCAGCCGAUGUAUGCUACAGAAUCAUCAGAAAAGUUCUAGAAGUGAAAAUUUUUUUAAAAAGGCUAAAAAGAGCUUCACAGACCCACAAGCUUGGAUAAGAGGUACAGAGCAUUUUUUGCAAAUGGACAGUAAAAAAUGGGAUUUUAGGUGAAAAAAGUAACUUGUAGAGCUUUUAAUUGCGAAUCGAACGGUCUACUUGAAAAAGCUCAUAUCCGAGUACUUUUGAAGAAAAACGCGAUUAUUUUCUCCCAGAGAAGCAUUUUCAACCAAAAUUUGCAAAUUUUAUAUGACAAACAGUACGAAAAAAAUUUUAGUGACAACAGGAAAAAUUGAAAUUUGAAAGGAACUGAGAAAAAGCGAAAAUUCGAGGCGGAGCGCUGUCCAUAGAGCAACUUUACUGCAAAUGCACUUUUGGCGGGGAUUCGAAUUUUUUUCUCCGGAAACAGGAGCUUCUGUUCAUUUUCAAGUAUACCGUUCGAUAGACACAUUUUUUAUUGCCCUUUAAUAAGUGUAGAAUUUUGGAUAACCCAAAAAGAAGCUUACCAGGGAAUGGUCUCUGGUCGCAAUGGGGCUUUUGAAUAAGACCAAGUUUUCUAGAUGUAGUUUUUCUUGCUGAUUCCAAAUCUGGUUUCAAAAACUGUCGAGGAGGUCAGUGAAGAAAGUUAUGAACCGUCAAAAGCCGAAAAUUUCAGUUUCUCCGAUUGAGCUUAUUUUUGGAGCACAUGUUUAGAGCCAAAGAAAAAGUCACUACGCUCUUACUGUCGGGUUGGUAGGGGCUGAUUAGGUUUUUUAAAAAGCCGGAGACUUGUUUCACAAAAAGUUUCUGAUGCAAAGUUUCUUCGAAGAUAUGAUUUUUCGAAUCUCAAGAGAAAAAUCUUCAUUUUCACGGUUUUCGGUUUUUGCUCACAAAUCUGAUCUUGCUAGAGCAAAUCAGGUUUUUUUUUCACGGAAAUGAGUUACUGCAGAGAUGUUUGAAAUCCGUGCGAAGUUCCAAGUCAUUUGAGCCGCUUUCAGAGAAGUUAUGCUCGAAUAACCACUUUGAAAUACCUUUAUGGCCAGUACUGUAGAUCUCGUAGUUCUGAUAACGAAUAACAUAUUAUUUUCCUCCACAAAGUUUUUAAGCCUAGAUAUUAGUUAUCAAAGCUACGCCAGGGUAUGCCGCGUAUGCGAGCGCGGUGUGGUAUUGCUAAAUUUCGACUUUUAAGGGGCCAUAACUUUUUUCAAAGACCUCCGCGGCAGUUUUUGAGACCAGAUUUGGAAUAAGCGUGAAAAACUGCAUCUAGUAAACUUGGUCUCAUUCAGAAGUCCCACUGCGAAUGGAAACCAUUCCCGGGUUAGGAAAGAAGCAUCAGAAUAUUUUUCCUUCAAAAAAGGCUUUAAAGCCGAAAAUCCUUCUCAAAAUUGAAAAAUGGUUUUCAGGAGUACCCCAACGGCCUGCCCGAAAAAACGAAAAGAAAGCGAGGCCGUCCGAAACUCCGUGUCGUUAGUUUCAGCGAGUCGAUCGGGCCCCCGAACGAGACCCCGCCCGUGAAAGAAGACUCGAUAGAUGAUCCGGCUCUGGAGGAUGGCGCUGAAGUAGUUGGUCUAGAAGGGCUCUUCAGAAUUCCAUCGAUGAGAUUCAGAAGACGCGCAAGAAGAGGAGAGGUGAGGUUGACUCGCUCAUGUUCAUGGACUUUGGUCCGGUCAACGGCGGCACUUUGUGGCAGCAGCAGCGGGAGGGCGGGUCGCUCGGCGAGUCGGUGACGUCUCCUGGCGAGUCUGGCUCAGACUACGAGGAUGAGCCCGCGCGGGUGAGGAGCUGCCGCCAGAGAUGGCGGGGUUGGAAUAGAAAAGAAAGACGCGGAGGAUUUUCAGUAAAAAAUGGGGUUUUAGGUGAAAGCAGUAUCUUAUAUAGUUUUCCUUUGCGAAUCGGAUGGUGUAUUCAAAAAAAUUACAGAUGUGACUUCUUUUCAAGAAAAAACGCUACUUUUUGCCUAUAAUUUUGAAAAAUGCUUUGGAUCGGCAUACGCACAAGUUUUUACAGUAGCCGCGAUGUUGCGGACGUCUCAUUAGACUCGCAUUUUGUGAGAAAUAACCGGAUAUCUGCUUCAAAUCAAGGAUUUCUACUAUGAAAAAUCUAUUAAGAAAACAGAAAACACACAUUGAUAAUAAAGGAAACGCAAAUAAUCGCUAUCCCAAUCGAAACCUGUGUAAAAUCAUCAUUUUUCACCAGGGAAGCAUUUUUGCGAUCAUAGUUUGCAAAUUAUACAUGAUUAGAAAGCUUUUGUGACGAAAAGAACUUUGAUGACAACAGAAAAAUUGAAAAUUGAAAGAAACGAAGAAAAAUGCGAAAAUGAGAAAAUUGGCGAUAGAGCAACUUUACUGCAAAGCGCCCUUUUCGCGGGAACUCAAGCUUUCAUUUCUCCGACUUUGAAUUAUUUUUUCUCCAAAACUAGGAGUUUCUGUACGUUUCAAAGUUGACCGUUCGAUUCGCAAUGAAAAACUCUACAAAACACCGUUUUUUACUUCCCCUAUGCCUUUAGGAAGUGGCCAAAAUAGUCAUUUUUGAGCACAUAUUUUCUUGCCUGUGAAAUGAAAACUUCCGCAUUUUCGAAACCUACAAACUUUACAAAAUCUCCCAGAAAUAUUCACUAAAGAAGGCAAUUUUUCAGAAGCGCAACCCACAGAGGGCGUCCAAAGAGAAGGCGGCGAAAAGGCUGGAGGGCGACGAGAGCCACAGAAGACCGACGUCUUCAAGAGGCAAAGAGAAGGAAGUAACGACUCCCGGGGAAUACACCAGGAACACAAGAAGAUUGACGAGGUCGAAAAAAUCGACGACGCCGGCCCAAGCAGAACCUGCUCCAGCUCCAGAAGUGGAAGCCAACCUAGACCAGCCCGGACCGUCUCGACUCGUCUGUCCUGAAGUCCUCGCCCCGACGCCUUCGAAGUCGCCAACUCCAGUCCGGAACAACAAGAAGUCCUCUUCUCCUAUCAAGAAGAAAUCAAUCACUCCCAAGGUCCCGAAGAAGAAGAAGAUGCCUCCGAAACGAGCUGGUAGAGCUUCGCUCGAAGUGCCGCCAGAGUUGGAGGCAGCCCCAGCUGAAGAGCAACCAGCUUUGGAACCUAUGGAAACGACACCAGUCCCGGAAGCUCCUGCUUCGAAAAAGGGUCGUCGAACUUCGUCUGUAGUGGCUCAAGAGUCGGCUCCUUCUGAAGUCGCGACAGACUCAGAUGCUCCUUCUCUGAAGCGAGCUCGUCGAACUCCGUCCUCAGCAGCUCCAGCUCUGGAGUCUUCCGAAACGCCGCCAGUCUUGGAAGCGGCUCCUCCGAAGAAGGGUCGUCGAACUCCUUACGUAGGGGUUCCAGCUCUGGAAUCUCCUUCUCCUGAAGUGUCACCAGUCUCGGAAACUUCUCAAGAACAAACUGAUCAAACGCCUCCGGUCUUGGAACGUUCUCCACCCAAGCAGAUUGAAAGAACUCCUCCGGUCUCGAAAGCAAAGAAAACUAGCCAAAGUCACUCUGAAAUGGCGCCAGUUUUGGUAGCUUCUCCUCCGAAACAGGCGGACCAAACUUACUUCGAACAUGCGCCCGUAUUGGAACGUUCUCCUCCGAAACAAACUGGUCGAACUCCUACUAAAGUACCGACCAUUCUGGUAGCUUCUCCUUCGAGACAGGCUCCGCAAACUCACCCUGAAAUAGCACCAAUACUGGAACGCUCUCCUCCGAUGCACCCAGUUUUGGUAGCCUCACCUCCAAAACACCUUGAAAGAACUCCGCCAGUGUUCUCACCACCAGCGCCUACUGGCCGACUUCAGACCCCAGUUCUGGAAGCAUCUCUUCAGAAUCCGGCACUUCUGGAGUCUUCUUCAACAGUUGUGACCACAGUACCACCGCCAGUACUAGCCAGUGCCACCUUCACGAUGCCUACCCCGCCGGUAGCACUACCGCCGCCAGUCCUGGCAGCUCCGCCCACGCCGGUGAUGACGCCGACUUUCGCGACGCCUACACCGACGUUCGCGACGCCGACACCGACGCCUACGCCACCGUCGACGUCGUCUUCGGCCUCGUUCUCAUUGAGACCCGCCGACGUGCCGCCCGACUGCGUCACCAGCAAGAAGUCGUUCGCCGAGUGGACCGUGAGUUUUUUCUCAUUUUUAAAUUUUGUGAAAAGUAAUUUGCGAUUUUUUUGGAACGGGGCAGUAUUAAUCGUUCGAGAUAAGAAAUUUUGAAGCACUUUAAAAAAAUUUUUUUAAAACGCGAUAUCGCGCCGAGAAAAAACAAUAGCGACGCGGCUAAGAAGCAGCACUUUCGCGGUAUCGCCAAUGUACCUCGAUUUUUUCAUUUAUUCAUAUUAAAUCUCGAAAAUGAAUCGCCGCACCGGGCCCGCAUUUUUCUAGACGCGAUAUCGCUUUUCUAAAAAAAAUAUUUUUAAAACGCGAUGUCGCGCCGAGAGGAUGUGAAGACCGGCGCGGCUAAAAAGCAGCAUUUUUGCGAUGUCAUCAAUGCUCCUAAUUUUUCAUGAGUUAUUCAUAGUAAACCUCGCGUUUUUCUUGACGCGAUAUCGCUACAAAAAUGUAGUUCAAAAUUCUGAAAGACAGCAUUUUCGCGAUAUCGUCAAUGCUUUUCAUUUUUGAUGAGUUAUUCAUAGUAAACCUCGCAUUUUUCUUGACGCGAUAUCGCUAAAAAAAUAGCUCUGAAUUCUGAAAGGCAGCAUUUUCGCGAUCGUCAAUGCACCUCACUUUUCAUGAGUUAUUCAUAGUAAACCUCGCAUUUUUCUUGACGCGAUAUCGCUACAAAAAUGUAGUUCAAAAUUUGCAAAACGAUAGACCGGCGCUACUGAAAAGCGCUUUUUUGCGAUGUCGCCAAAACUUCGACCUGAAAGCCAAUUGUUUGCAGUGCGACGAGACGGCCGAAUGGGUGAUGUACAUCACGAAGUCGGAAGCCGCCUCGCGAGCCGUCAUCCAACACGAGAUCGACGGCAAAGUCCUGAUGGAGAUCUCGAUGGACGAGCUCAAAUCCAACCUCGCCAUGCCUUUCGGGCCCUUCGUCAAGAUCCGAAUAGCCUUGCCCAAAGCCAUGGAAGAAAAUCCUUGA